AUGUGGACAUAACAUCAAGGUCAAUCGUACAACAGCAACCUUAGAUGGUCCUUGUUCUUGUAUAUAUAUCCAUAAGUGAGUGCUCAUGUUUUUGUCAGUAUACUAGAUGUGUGUAAGCUAUGUGUGUGUUUGCUUUUGUGUGUAUGUACUGUAUGUGUGUGUUCCCUUCUGUGUCUCUCCUAUCCACCCUGCUCAUGCUCCCCACCUUCCCCAUAUGGGCAGAGCAACUGGACCGCAUCGAUGAGGGGAUGGAUCAAAUCAACAAGCAUAUGAAAGAGGCUGAGAAAAACCUAACUGACAUGGCCAAAUGUGGCCUGUGCAUCUGGCCCCGCAUCAAGCUGAAGGACUUUGAGGAGAGUGGGGCCUAUAAGAAGGUGUGGGGGAACAACCAGGAUGGGGUGGUGUCCGGCCAGCCGUCCUCACGCGUGGUGGAUGAGAGAGAGCAGAUGAUCAUGAGCGGAGGCUACAUACGCAAGGUGACAAAUGAUGCACGCGAAGAUGAGAUGGAGGAGAAUCUGGGACAUGUAGGCAGCAUCAUAGGCAACCUGAAGAGCAUGGCACUUGACAUGGGCAAUGAGAUCGACACGCAGAAUGUCCAGAUUGACCGCAUUCAGGGCAAGGCCAUUCACAAUGUCUACCGCAUUGAUGCUGCCAAUCAGAAAGCUAACAAUCUAAUGAAAAGAUAAAGAGGAAGAUUGUCCUUCUCUGCUGUGUGAUCUUAUCUACUCCCUGUCUGUCUUUCUGUGCCAAUAUGCGUCCAGUGACCAUCCAACUACAUAGAAAACCUGCCAAAUGAUUGUGUAUGCCGUAUCAUAAAGCCUGAGCAGCAGGGUACACAUCAUUAUUCAUACCUGGCUCUAGAUUGACCCUAGCCUGUUUGCCAGUCUCUGCCACAUGACGAAGAAGAGUACAAGGAGUGGAAUGCUACCGAGACUUGUACCCAGAUAGCCUGGAGACCACACUGCUGCCAUCUGUUGGCUAGAUUGUUUUCUAAAAACUAGAUGCACAUCCUCUCCGCUCUUUCACCAUCCUCCGCUAUCCUUCCUCCUUCGAUGCAGAAUGGAGCACCAGUGGAAUUGGGUUGCUAUGCUUGUUGUCACCAGGAAGACUAAAGUAAAUAGGAAAGAAUCAACAUUCUGUCUCUGCUUUGCUUUUAACACUUGAAUGAGGUUUGCCUGUCAAUGAUGACUAUAGUUUUUGAAAUGCACUUUAUAGCUCAGUUUUCGUUUUUAUUUAUUUAACUCAACAGUUGCAUGAUGAUAAACACAUUCUCCCAUGUAGGCUGUGUUGAGAUUGUGAACUGGAUUUAACAUCUACAUGUGUCUAGCAAUUGAUAUGUUUUAGUUUUGGUUAGACUAUAUUAGCGCUUCAAUAUAGCUGAUGUCAAACUUGGUUUCCAUCACACAAUUUCCUAAUUGUCAUAACAUCAAGUAGACUCACAUCCCCCUCCCCUGAUGUUGUGGUGUUCAACUAUAUAAUUCAUAUAAUUUUGUAUACAAGAUAAAUAUGGACUUAUAUUGUAAUUCUGUAUAUAAAAUAUUAAAAUGCAUAAUUAUUUAUGUUAACACAGGUAUGUUUUUGUUACAUAGCGAG
Molecule: messenger RNA, 1593 nt
Organism: Salvelinus namaycush (lake trout)
Lineage: Eukaryota; Metazoa; Chordata; Actinopteri; Salmoniformes; Salmonidae
Product: synaptosomal-associated protein 25-like
Exons: 4
Coding region: 120-686 (188 amino acids)
Biological process (GO): synaptic vesicle priming; synaptic vesicle fusion to presynaptic active zone membrane; exocytosis
Cellular component (GO): plasma membrane; SNARE complex
Molecular function (GO): SNAP receptor activity; syntaxin binding
Source: RefSeq, a predicted model, not a curated record